AUGGGCAAAGUGUUUUAUCGAAAAGGAAGAUUUGGUUUGUCAACUGAUGUAAUUCCUUUAAUUGUUAAGAAUGAUUAUAAAAACGAUGUUGACUUACUUUAUUUGAAGUAUUCCAUGGAAAAAGAUUUAACCAAAGAAGACUUUGAUUUUGGUAAUAAGGCUGUGAAGCAGAAAGAAAUCGCUAAAAAGUAUCAACAAGUUGAAGAAAUUAAAGAAAAAAUAAUAAAGGAAUUGGAGAAGAUUGAAAAUAUGAAAACAAACCUUGGCAUUUAG
Messenger RNA from Entrophospora candida, 273 nucleotides. NCBI's taxonomy places the organism in Eukaryota, Fungi, Glomeromycota, Glomeromycetes, Entrophosporales, Entrophosporaceae. The record is from the annotation of a GenBank genome assembly.